Molecule: messenger RNA, 1563 nt
Organism: Halichondria panicea
Lineage: Eukaryota; Metazoa; Porifera; Demospongiae; Suberitida; Halichondriidae
Exons: 9
Coding region: 93-1403 (436 amino acids)
Biological process (GO): amino acid metabolic process
Molecular function (GO): carbon-sulfur lyase activity; transaminase activity
Source: RefSeq, a predicted model, not a curated record
ACAUCACAGCUGGAGUACAUUCCAGAGGAUAACUGGAGUAUUUUACAUUGUAAAACUGCGUGAUCUUGAGCAAGGCAUAUUAUGUGUACACAAUGAAGUUGCUGCUUGUUGUCUUGUCCUUGCUGCUGGGUGCUGCGCAGUGUUCUGGUGAGGGAUGUGGAGGAUAUCCUAGCAACGAUCCCUGCCUGCCUGGUGGAGUGUGGGAUACUGUGCUGAAAAGAUGCACAGGCAUAGACUCACAACCAUGCUACCAGUGCUAUUCAGGUGACUACUGCAAGACCAAGGAGGACCCCCUGCAAUGCAAACUGGCCUCUGUGGGGGGUAACCCGGUAUACCUAUCCGAGUACUGGACAGGGGGUCACUCCACUGAAGCCGAGCCUUGCACUCAGACACCAGGCCAUUACAGACCAGCCUACCAGGGCAACCACUACAGCACAAAAGUGGAGGAGAACAUCUUCCCUCCUCUGAAGGAGGCCAUCCUACAACUGCAUAAACUGACUGGCAAUGCUGAGACUGAGGGGUAUUUCAUGGUGACAGGGAUGGGUGCUACAAUGGUGAUACACUCCGCUCUGGCUGUUAUCUCUAAAAGAAUACUACAGGAAUGCAGUAGCUCCUUGGAGGUGUGUCCCACUGCAGUGGAUGUGUUUGCUCAAGCCCCUUACUAUCCAGGUUAUAUUUUCAUAUCUAGUAACUGUCCCAACACUCGGUGGAAUGCUUCUGCUGAUCCUAACUCACCAUUCACCAUAGAGAUACUGACUUAUCCUGAUAACCCUAGUGGAGUAAAAAGAAACCCACUGGUGAUGGACCCCUCCCGAGUGGUCAUGGAUAUGGUCUACUAUUGGCCAAUGUACACUGAGAUUAAUGCUAAACUAGACCACCCUCUCAUGGUCUUCUCAAGCUCCAAGCAUGGUGGCCUGGCCGGCACCAGGUUUGGCUGGGGGCUGGUGAAGGACAAAGACCUAGCUGUAGGCAUGCUACAAGUGGUGGACGGGAUCAUGCUCGACUUCUCUAUUGAUGUUCAACUCAGGGUGCUUAAUGGCCUGCAGGUCGUGCUAGAAGAAGCAAACAAGACUCAGACACACAAUUUCCCCUUCCAUGAGUUUGGUCAUGAAGUCAUUUCGUCUCGUUUCAAGGGGGUGUCUGACCUAUUUUCUUCUUGUCCUGGCCUCUCGCUGACCAAUCAACUGUCUUCGACAGGGGGUUAUGCGUGGAUCAUGUGCUCGGCUGGUAUAAUGGCUAACGGGUCAUGUGAGCAAGUGCUGGAGAGGGUAAAUCUGUAUGGGAUAGAAGGAUCAGUUUUUGGAGCUAUGGAUAACUAUGUGAGAUUGUCGAUGCUUCUACCUACUGUUGAGUUUGACACCUUGUUUUUAAAACUGAAAUAUCUCUGCUCAAUGUUGGGUUAAUUUUGAUACUAUUUUUUAACGUGCAAUAACUAUAUAGAUCGUAUUAUUUAUUAUAAUUAUACAAUGUCCAUUGUAUUACAUGACUGUAUAAUACUAUUAUAGUUACUACUGCACUAGCUACCGUGUAGCGGGUACUUUUCGUUGAUGCAAAUUUUUGUCU